AUGUAAAAGAAUUUGUGAGAGCCAACCAACUCUUGAUCAGGGUGGGUACAAAGAGGAGACAUGGGCACACAGGCACACAUCACAUCAGUUGCCUGUAGAGCCAAGGAGUUGGUUGACUGUGCCUGGGACCCAGAGCCUAUCUGACUUAGAGAGGAAGGUGCCAAUGUCUUCCCUGGUGAAUGAUAACAAAGAACCUAGGCAUUCAAGUCAAAGAAGUUAUGGCUCCAUCAGCUCCCCAUACACACCAGGGUUGCACCAAGAAAUUCCGAAGUCAAUCUACUUAAAUGAGAAGAUCCCAAUUCCUGACACAAAACCAGGAAGAUUUAGCUUCCGGAAGCUGUGGGCCUUCACAGGACCAGGAUUCCUCAUGAGCAUAGCUUUUCUGGAUCCUGGAAAUAUUGAAUCUGACCUGCAAGCUGGAGCCGCUGCUGGAUUCAAACUGCUGUGGGUACUGCUCUGGGCCACUGUACUGGGCUUACUAUGCCAGCGCCUGGCUGCCCGUCUUGGGGUGGUGACCGGCAAGGACCUGGCAGAGAUCUGCCAUCUGUAUUACCCCAAGGUGCCCCGCGUCCUGCUGUGGCUGGUUAUGGAAAUGGCAAUCAUUGGUUCGGAUAUGCAGGAGGUCAUUGGCACAGCCAUCGCCUUCAGCCUGCUUUCUGCUAGGAGGAUUCCCCUCUGGGGUGGUGUGCUCAUCACCAUUGUCGAUUCGCUGUUCUUCCUUUUCCUGGAUAAUUAUGGGCUGCGAAAGCUGGAAGCCUUCUUCGGGUUCCUCAUCACCAUCAUGGCUCUGACCUUCGGCUAUGAGUACGUGGUGGUGAAGCCAGACCAGGGGGCAUUGCUCAAGGGACUCUUUCUGCCCUCCUGCUCAGGUUGUGGCCAGCCCGAGCUCCUGCAGGCAGUAGGCAUCGUGGGAGCUAUCAUCAUGCCCCACAACAUCUACUUACACUCUGCUCUGGUCAAGUCCAGAAGAAUCGAUCGUUCCCAAAGACACGAAGUCCGAGAAGCCAACAUGUAUUUCCUGAUAGAGGCUUCCAUCGCUCUCUUUGUCUCCUUCCUCAUCAACCUGUUUGUCAUGGCGGUCUUUGGCCAGGCCUUCUACCAACAUACCAACCAGACUGUGCAUGAUGUAUGUGCCAAUGGGAGUCUCUCUUCUUACACCUCAUUUCUCAAGGAUGACCAGCCUGUGACUGCAGACAUUUACCAGGGGGGAGUGAUUCUCGGUUGCUUCUUCGGCCCUGUGGUCCUCUAUAUCUGGGCUGUGGGCAUCCUGGCAGCCGGCCAGAGCUCCACCAUGACAGGCACCUAUGCUGGGCAGUUUGUGAUGGAGGGCUUCCUGAAGCUCCGCUGGUCCCGGUUUGCUAGAGUCCUCUUCACUCGCUCCUGUGCCAUCCUCCCCACCAUCCUGGUGGCCAUCUUCAGGGAUAUACAAGACUUGUCUGGUUUGAAUGACUUGUUAAAUGUGCUACAGAGCCUGCUGCUCCCCUUUGCUGUGUUUCCCAUCCUCACCUUCACCAGUAUGCCCGCCAUCAUGCAGGAGUUCACCAAUGGCCUGAUAUGCAAAAUCACCACAUUCCUCAUCAUGGGCCUAGUCUGUACCAUCAACGCCUACUUUGUAAUCAGUUACUUGGAGGGGCUUCCGCAUCCCGGAUACUACGGGCCGGUAGCUCUGCUAGCUGCUGCCUACCUCGCUCUCUUCUUCUACCUGAUGUGGACCUGUUGCAUUGCCCACGGGGCUGCUACACUGAUGCACAGUUCUCACCAGCAGUUCCUCUACGGACUCCCACAAGAAGAGGAGGAAGAGGGGAGUCCCACCAGCUGAGACCCUAUUCCCCGGGGCCAGGAUAGGCCAGAGGAGGAGGGGGAGUCUCACCUGCUGGAAAACUCGGCUUAAGGCCCCUCACUUAAGGCUAGGGUUAAUCAGAAGGUCAAGUCGUAAGAGAGGUCCCAGGUCCAGGGGCCCUUCGCCCUUGAACUUCAGGACACUGAGUGAAUAGGGGGUGGGGGGAGGGAGAAUAAAGCACUGAUAACUGGAGAGAGGAAGAUGGGAGCGAAAACUAAAUCAGGAAUCCCUCACACUCUCGGAUUACUGGGGUCCUUUACUUCUUGCCCACAUCUCAGGAGAGGGCUGGGAUCCGGGGUCGCCCCCUCUCCCCCACCAGCUCUGUACCCAUUUUCCUGGCGGGAACACAGAAUUAUGGUUCACGCCCCAGUUGGGAGCCCUUGCCUUCCGGGCCCGACUCAUUUGUCAUCUCCCGGGGGAAGGCCAGGCGUCCGCAACUCCCACGCCUCGCUCAUUAGAGGCGACCCACAAGUCCCUCAAGGGGCAGGAAAGUUCCCAACUUGGGGCACCCCCCCAAGGAGCCACAGCGAGGUCAGUAGGGUCUCGGGGCGCUCUCAGCUCCAGCUGGGGAGAGUGGGUGCCCUCGCCUCUCAUUCUACAGAACGUGAAAGGCCGGGGGAAGCCCCAGGGAUUGGAUGGGGCUCCCCCCCCUCCCUCCCCUACGCCCAGCGCCGGAGCGGCUCUUUACCGACGGUCCCUGAGCGGUUUCAAGGCUCCCCCAGCUCCCUCCUCCCUCUCUACCUCCCGCCUCCACUCACUGAAGUCUGGAGAACGGGCCCAGGGUGGGAAGGGGGAACAGGGACUGGGGGCUCUGCGUUCCAGGGCCCGAAGCUUUAUGUAGAUUGGGGCGCAUGAGGAAUAGGGGCGCCCAGGCCGCCCAUCUUCCAAGAACCCCCAAGUCCGGUUGUCCGGACCCGCUUCAGGGCUGGGGCGCUUGUUUUUGAGAAGAAUUUCCUCUUUCUUAAAAGGGCGACGGCUUAGGUGGGGCCCGCAGUGUAGGAGAGAUGGGGCGUGGUGUAGGAAGAAGAGGGGAAGGAAAGGGAGGGGAGUGGUGGAGAAGGGUUGGGAGGAGACCCACCCAAAUAGCCGGGGUGGAUUUACCAUCACCCCCCCACCUCGUCUCCCUUUCCCUAAUAAACCUAUGCCACACUUCCCGUUUGUGUGAAGUUUUUUACACCUAACAAGCAGUUAAUUGAUAUUCAUCUCCCUGGCUUUCCCGGGCGAAUUAGAUCAAAAGUGCUUAAGUGAAAGAGUUAGGAUCCCAAACCUGGUUCCUUUGAUGCUCAGUCUUUUAUUCAAGCCAGGAGAGUCCCUAACCGAGAAGAGUUCAAAUUCGACCUCAGUCACUAGCUGUGUGACCCUUUGGCAAGUAGCUUAACCUCUGCCUGCCUCAAUUGCCUCAACUGUAAAAUGGGGACAAUAAUAGCACCUAAUUCGUAGGUUGUUCUAAGAAGCACAUGUGGCUCUAUUUGUAAAGUGGUAAGUGUAAAAGUGGUAGGCGCUGUAUAAAUAAAUGUUCAUUUUCCUUCCUUUCCCUCUAAUUUGCCCUUUCUACUUAGCUGCUGUGGAAGGUCACUCAGUUCCCAUCCUUAGGGUUAUCUUCUACACUUCCCUCUCCCUUCUUCCCACUAGGAGCAACAGACUGCCAGACCUGAUUGAUUGGCUGGGGGCUCCACACGACCACCCUAAUUGAGACUCUAAUCACCUCUGGACCAGACUACUGCAACCGUCUCCUAAUUGGUAUUUGCCCUAUCGCCACAUUACCCUGUACAUACCCUUGUAUAGCUGCCGGAUUAGCCUUUAAGCGCUGCGUCUGACCACGUCACCACCCCACCCCCACCCGAGCUCAAGAACGUUCUGUAGCUCCCUUCUGCCUAUAGGAUAAAAUCCAGACUUUUCAGUGUGCUGUGUAAAUUCUAUAAAUCUGCCUCCAGCCUCUUCCAGGCUUAUUUCAUAUUUCUCCCCUUCACACGUUCUGAAUUUCAGGCUAACUGGCCUCCUGAUUCUUGUAAUUCAGCAUUCCAUCUUCACUUUCACCCCACCCCCUGCCUCAUCUCUGUCUCAUGAGUCCUUAACUUUCUCUGAGGCUGGGCUCUUGGCAACUCCUAUUGGAAGCUUCCCUGAUUCCUGAGAGCUGUUAAUGCUCUCUCCCUGUUCAAAUUAGCUUUAUGCAUUUGUACACGUAGUUUCCUCCUAAAAGAAUGCAAAUUUCUUUUUCAA
This is a messenger RNA of Phascolarctos cinereus (koala), 4060 nucleotides long. It is a transcript of the gene SLC11A1, whose product is annotated as solute carrier family 11 member 1. Gene Ontology annotation, biological process: manganese ion transport; iron ion transmembrane transport. The record is from RefSeq and is a predicted model, not a curated record. NCBI's taxonomy places the organism in Eukaryota, Metazoa, Chordata, Mammalia, Diprotodontia, Phascolarctidae. Gene Ontology annotation, cellular component: endosome membrane; plasma membrane; lysosomal membrane. Gene Ontology annotation, molecular function: cadmium ion transmembrane transporter activity; manganese ion transmembrane transporter activity; iron ion transmembrane transporter activity.